This is a messenger RNA of Schistosoma rodhaini, 664 nucleotides long. Lineage: Eukaryota; Metazoa; Platyhelminthes; Trematoda; Strigeidida; Schistosomatidae. The record is from the annotation of a GenBank genome assembly.
AUAAUAUAUAAAUUUAAAAAUUAAAUUACUCUUCAUUAUUGUUAGUGCAUAGUAACUGUUACAUUUUUGUAACCAUCGUCAUGAAUCAAUUUUAUUAUGCAAUAUUAAUGGUAAUGAUUGUCACUUUUAGUUAUUUCAAUGUUGUAUCAGGUGAUUGUCGCACAGUAGGACAAGAAUGUUCCAAGACUGUAUUUUCUUCAUGUUGUGAUAGCUUAUACUGUGGUCUGAAUACAUUAUUUAGUGGUCAAUGUCAGCUAUGUCUUGCAGGUGGAUAUUUCUGUUGGACUGAUAAAGAAUGUUGUUCUGGAAAAUGCAGUUGGCUUAAAUGUACAGAUCCAAUAAAAGAUGUUGUUGAAAGGUUGACUGGUUAGAAAUAAAAAGUAUGGGAGAUUAUUACAAGUAGUAAAACAGUCUGUUACAAUUUAAAUGUUCAAUCAUUCUAAUGAGAUUUUCUGUUUAUCUACUCAAUUCAAAUUAUCAGUAGUACAUUAUAUUCACUUUACAUUUCUUUUUGCGACAGAAUAAAAUACACACAUUUGAUUAUGUAUGAAAAUAAUAUUUAAUUCAGUUUGCUUCUAUAGGUGAUCAUCUAUUAUUGAUUUAUUUUUGUGUUGAAAAAUUUUGUAUGUUCAAAAGAUAAAUACAGAGUUGUUUCCUCCUUAUA